Molecule: messenger RNA, 1035 nt
Organism: Cynoglossus semilaevis (tongue sole)
Lineage: Eukaryota; Metazoa; Chordata; Actinopteri; Pleuronectiformes; Cynoglossidae
Gene: ten1
Product: TEN1 subunit of CST complex
Exons: 3
Coding region: 137-538 (133 amino acids)
Biological process (GO): negative regulation of telomere maintenance via telomerase
Cellular component (GO): CST complex
Molecular function (GO): telomeric repeat DNA binding; telomerase inhibitor activity; single-stranded DNA binding
Source: RefSeq, a predicted model, not a curated record
GCAGUUCCCCGAUACUAUCAACAAGCCAAGAAUUGCAACAAAUCUAUUGACAACUAGAAGAAGAAUUAGAAGAAGAGUUAGUUUUGUUACACAACAUUUCUAUGUUAUUUUCAGUCGUUAUUAGAAAUACUAGACAAUGAUGCUUCCUCCGGCAGCAGUUUUUCAUUUCCCCUGGGAAAUAAAGUCUAACGCCAUCCGAGAAGGAGAAUCCAUCAGAACAUUUGGCCGACUUGUUUUGUAUCAGUCGGAGGAGUCUAGAGCAACACUGUCGGCUGAGCAUGCUUCAAAAGAACACCAUGUUGUUGUCAACACAUUGUUUGUGGAGCCCUUUAACCCAAUACUUGGGGCCCAGUACUUAGUUCUGGGGGAAACAGAAAAUGCUGAGGGGGUUGGAGUGAUGGUCCGUGCCCGGGUGCUGACCUGUGUUGAUGGUGUAAACAUUGCCCUUCUGCAGAAGGCCAUCAAUGAGCAAAGGAACUUCUUCCGGGAGAGGGAGUGUGGUCAGGCUCAAAAUGCACAGCCUGGAAAUACCACCUGAUCAGUUGGUAUCCACCAACUCAAGACUGUUAACAUGAGCUCCAUGAGCUUCAAGUAAAAAUCACGAGACAGCGAUGUCUCAUGAUAUGUCUGACUAUAGUUUGAACCGGGUUUUAAAUGUGUUUACAGUAGAGUCUAUAUUUGUGGUAUUGUGUUAAUUAAUAUUAUUAUUCUUAAAAUGUGUCUUUGUUCAUACAGACAUGCUGAUGACAUCGCUUUUUAUUCAUUGGCUACCUGACCAAAAGAGUUCAAAAAGGUCUUCAACAGCAUGUUUGUUGUUUCACCAUUCAGUUAUCACAAUAACAUCUGACACCAAUAAAAGGACAUUUGUGAAAAGCUUUGUUAAAUUUGUUAAGUAAAAUAUAUAAUCUGAAAAGUCUUCAAAAGAAAUUCAAAACAUUCUAGAUGGCACAAUAUUAAAAGUGAGAGAAUCAGUGUUCUUUGCCAUUAUAAUUUAAUUUUAUUGAUAUUUGUUUCUUAAUAAAGUAUCAAACAAGA